GAGCGAUUGUUAUCAUAAGGCAAAAAGUGGACUUGAUUUUAUUUUACGGUUUUCUAUAAGUGGAUUUUGCAAGAGCAAGUCCUUCACUUAGCUGCCUCCAUUUAAUCCUAACCUCUUUUUUUAACCUAAAAAAAAGUAAAAAAUGGUCUUUACAACAGCAGUAAAUUUUGUACGAAGUCGUGGCCCUGACGAAUUCUGGCGUAAACGCAAAGUCUUCAAACUAGCUGCCGCCUAUAUCGGUCGAAGUCGUAAUUGUUACAGUAUUGCUAUUCGUAGCGUCCAUCGGGCAUUAGUUUACGCAACCAAAGGUAGAAAACUAAAAAAAGAGGACUUCUCCAAUUUGUGGGACACUAGAAUCACCGCAGGCUGUGAGCAACAUGAUAUUAAUUACCACGUUUUUAAAGAGAGUUUGGCGAGAAAUAAUAUACUUUUGAACAGAAACACUUUGGCUACUUUAGCUUGUUGGGAGCCCUUCACCUUCAAGGCUUUAACCGACAUUGCACACAAAAGGGCCUCAGAGGAUGGAAUUACACCCCCAAAGGAAAACAAGGUUCUGUACAUUCCGAAACGGGGCUCACAAAGCAAAAAUUAAUUGUGUUUUAUAAAAUUAGUUGUAUAGUAUAGAUGAAAUAAUAAAAAAACUCGAACUUU
This is a messenger RNA of Tribolium castaneum (red flour beetle), 651 nucleotides long. It is a transcript of the gene mRpL20, whose product is annotated as mitochondrial ribosomal protein L20. Gene Ontology annotation, molecular function: rRNA binding; structural constituent of ribosome. The transcript is spliced from 3 exons. NCBI's taxonomy places the organism in Eukaryota, Metazoa, Arthropoda, Insecta, Coleoptera, Tenebrionidae. Gene Ontology annotation, cellular component: mitochondrial ribosome. Bases 143 to 592 code for a protein of 149 amino acids. The record is from RefSeq and is a predicted model, not a curated record. Gene Ontology annotation, biological process: ribosomal large subunit assembly; translation.